CACAAGUGGUGCCAUGAAUUUGCACCAAACUCGUGACGAUUGAACCGCAGCUACGCAAGUCGUCCGUUCCGUUGCUCCCUCCCACGAUCGCCCGCCGCAGCCGCUAACGGAAGGAAGCUUUCCUCCCACCUCUCAGCCUGAGCUGAGAGGCCCGUUGGGCUGCCACGGCCGUGGGGCCAUUCGGUCAAAUCCCUCCCAAACAACCAUCAUCUCUGACCCGACCCGACCGGCGCACAAAAACUCCCUCUGCUUGCCGUCCCAACUCCUCCCCCGCCCCGCCUCCGCUUAAAAGCUCCGCUCCGACCGAAUCCACUCCACCCAACCCGCAGCUGUCUCUGCAGCUCGCUCUGCAUAACACAACCAGCCGGAUUCAUACGACCAGUGCUCACUCGGCAACGCACUGACGCGACGUUGAUCGGCGGCCGAGAGUGAGCGAUGGAGAAGAAGCUGCCGCUGGUGCACAACGAGCGGCUGUGGGCGCGGCCGUGGCGGUGGGCCAAGACGGCCUUCUUCCUCGUAGCCAUGCUCGCCUCGCUGCUGCUCGUCUGCGCGCCGCCGCUGCUCGUCGUGCUCCUCGACCUCCUCCUCCCGCCCGCGCUCCUCUCCAACUUCCUCCGCGCGCAGGCGCAGGCGCACUCCCCUGCCUCCGCCUCCUUCGCCGCCUCCCUCCUCGAUCAGGCCAGGGCUUUCCGCUUCGGCUCCUCGCUCGUCGACCUCCCCGCAGUCUCCGCCGCGCGAUCCUUCCUCAUCCUCGGCGCCUACACGGCGUGCGGGGGCGGCGCGGCCUACAUGUGGGUGGCCGUGGCCUGCAGCGUCACCUCACUCUGCUACGUCCUCGCCAAGGCAGUCGCGGUGUUCGGCGCCGGCCUCGAGCUGCAGGGGAAGGACCAGCUGGUCGCCGUCGAGGCCAUGUUCCUCAUGUCCCUCGCGCUAGCCGCCGCGCACCUCGCCAUGGCGUACCGCGCCAGCUGCCGCGAGCGCCGCCGCCUGCUCGUCUACAGAAUCGACGUCGAAGCUGUAAGACUAAAGGGAGGCCAAACGCCCAAGGCACUGAAGCAAUGCAUCGUCUGACACUCGUCUGACCCUCACACUCACACUUGGGUGGAAUCUGAAUUCUCGGGCGCAGACAGCCAGGGCCCUGCCUGCAGCUGCAGGGCUCGCCGGUCCGGUCCCAAAUUUUGGUUCGAGAAGUUGUGUAUACCCCGAUCGAUCCACACGUCCAUGUACUCUAACGCUGUCCCAAGUGAACAUAGUAUAAAGCUGUAAAUAUAAAUAUGAAACAUUUGUGCUUCGGCCUCCUGCAAAAACAGGAUGAGCUGUGCGGCAGAUGCUUGUUGGCAGAUUAAUCCUUGUCCUUGUAAACACCGGCCUGGAAUUAAGAUAAUACCUGUCACGUGCAGGCAGAGGUGACAUUGGGCAUGUUUAAAUUUGAUUCCAUGAUUCGAUCGGACUGCCGAGUCCGAUUUGAAACGCUUCUGGCCAUCAGAGUAUAGUGGGCAUUUGCCAUUCGAGCAGCUGAUUGUGAGUUCGUUUCAGAAACACUGUUGUCAACCUCAAUCAUUCUUUUUUGAAUGCUGCAAGUUCAAUCCGAGUUCGUUUCAAAGGAUAAA
Molecule: messenger RNA, 1610 nt
Organism: Phragmites australis (common reed)
Lineage: Eukaryota; Viridiplantae; Streptophyta; Magnoliopsida; Poales; Poaceae
Exons: 2
Coding region: 436-1071 (211 amino acids)
Source: RefSeq, a predicted model, not a curated record